AACGCUUAGCAUAUCUCUUUCUCCCGAAGAAACCUUUCUGCAUAUAUGGUGACCAAAUGGAAAAGCAACAUCUCUUCUCCAUUUCCUUCCAAAGGCUUCGGUGGAAUGUCAUAUUCGAAGAAUGAAUGGACAUUUCAUGAAUAGUUAAUCGAAUCGGAUCAAAGUCUUGACUAAUCGGACUGGACCAAAUUACCUUUAUUCGGAUUCAAAUAGUCGGACCCGAAUCUGAUUAAUCUGAUCCGCGUAAGACAUUCACCUUGCAUAUCCGGAUCUUCAGGUUCGUUACGAUGUGAACGAGAGAUCACUACUUUCUGUCGUAAGUUAUGAUGAGUUAGUGUGAGAUUUUUCUUUUAAAUAUAGUUCUGUUUAUCAGAUAGAUUGAAAUUGUAGAAAUUUCUUAAAACUUCUGUGUAAUUAGGGCAUUAAGCAAAUUUUGUGCAAAGAAACUGAGGAGUGUUUGGCUAUGGAAUUAUGAUGAGUGAUCCCGGUAUUAUAUGUUAUCAGCAUUGCCAAAAGAAAGAAAAGGUGUUUUCUUUUACACUUCCAGAUGUGUGCAACUUUUGCAAUGUUGAAUUAUCCAAUACAGAAUUAAGAAUACCCCCUUUCCGCAUUCCUUAUCCGUUUAGAGAUGCAACCAAAGAACAGAAUUCGGUUGUAAUAAAGCCGACUAAUGGGGAUUUUCUUCAUAACUAUAAAAAUUCAUCAGAUUUACAUAUAGGAGUUACUGAUUCUACAGGGUUUAUAUAUGAAUAUGAUGUAAAUGGGAUUACAAGAAGCAAAAAUCAAAGUUGGCUUCAAAGUCUUCCGAUAAAGGUGUUAGAUAGAAUGAAUUCAUCUUUAAAAUAUCAUUGGGAUGAAGUAUUAUACAGUGUUUAUAAUCAAAAUUCUUGGACUGCAGAACGAUAUGACUCUGAAGAUCAUAAUUGUUAUUCAUUUGUUCUAACAUUUCUAAAAUCUCUUUGUCUGCAAGAACUUCAACCAUUCCUCUGUAAUAAAACCAUAUUUUGUCAGCAGUUUGUUUCUCCUCAAGCUCGAAUUGCUGCUAAGUAUAUAAGUUUAUUCAGACAAUUAAAAAAUCAAAAUAUAGUUGUCCAGUGAUAUAACUUAAUUCUAUUUUAUGAUAAUCCAUAAUUUUGUGAUAAGAAAUUUGAUGUGAAGAAUGUUAACUUAUUUACAUUCAGUAACAAUAAAUGAAGUCUUAGCAUGAAAUCUGCAAAAUUUCACUUUAUUUGUUACCAUUCCUUUUCCCUUUUUAUAUUUUUGACAUAAAUCUUUGUGUUAAAAAAUCUGAAAUCUUUUUCCACUUAUCAAAUAUGAUCUUGCAUUUUUUUUUUUUUUUUUCAUUGAAAAUAAAAGUUGCUCGAAAUUGGAUAUAUGGGAUAAAAUGUGUUUUUAGUUUUUUUUUUAUUUCAAAAAAUACCCUUUUAUGGAAUCGUAAUUUUUUAUUUUAGAGGUUUCUGUAUUUAUUUGUGUUCAAUGCAUUCCAUUGGCUUCAUAUUUUGUACAUAAUGUGAACUUAUA
Messenger RNA from Argiope bruennichi, 1521 nucleotides. RefSeq names its product MKRN2 opposite strand protein-like. NCBI's taxonomy places the organism in Eukaryota, Metazoa, Arthropoda, Arachnida, Araneae, Araneidae. The transcript is spliced from 4 exons. The coding region runs from base 472 to 1098 and encodes 208 amino acids. The record is from RefSeq and is a predicted model, not a curated record.